CCGGGUCGGCGCGCUCGCUUUACCUCUCUGUCAGGGUGAAAAUGGCAGUAAACACCGUUAAUGGGGUAAUACGAGUGUGUAUGAGGUUCACCCGGCCGGCCUGGCCGUUAGCUGGGAGCCUACGGACAGGCUCUUGCUUUCCUGCCUUUGUACGUCAUUGGAGUUCUCAAGAUGUCAAACUGCCUUCAAGCUUUGUCCCAGAGACCUCCUUAUCCAGACCUCCUUGGUCAGAGGUUUCAUUCCCUGACCCUGUGGAAGAGACACAGAGACACCAGGAUGUUGUACAGAAAGUCAACAACCUUCUUGCUACAGGCCAGUGUGGCAGAUUGUUUGCAGUUGUUCAUUUUGCAAGUCGACAGUGGAAAGUAACAAACGAAGACUUGAUUCUUAUUGAAAACCAUAUAGAUGCUGAGUGUGGAGAUCGAAUAAGACUGGAAAAGGUGUUGCUGGUUGGUGGAGAAGAUUUCACGCUAAUAGGAAGGCCUCUUCUUCAACGAGACUUGGUGCGCGUGGAAGCGACUGUUAUUGAGAAGACCGAAUCCUGGCCAAAGGUCCAUAUGCGGUUUUGGAAAAGGCACAGAUAUCAGAGGAAAAGAAUUGUUGUGCAGCCUCAGACAGUACUACGCAUCAACACAGUUGAAGUAGCACCAGGAUUGUCCUGAUCGGCUGUUUUUCUUUCCUGGACAAGUCUGUGCUGUUGGAAAAGACCUUUUUAAAUAUCUAUCUUUACUGGUUACUUUCAAUGAGUUUGUUCUGAUGGGUCUGUUGGCAAGAUUAGUAGUGCUGAUCACCAUGUGAUCCAAUAAAGCAUAUUAUCCUGU
Messenger RNA from Lepisosteus oculatus (spotted gar), 821 nucleotides. RefSeq names its product mitochondrial ribosomal protein L21 (gene mrpl21). The record is from RefSeq and is a predicted model, not a curated record. Gene Ontology annotation, molecular function: structural constituent of ribosome. Lineage: Eukaryota; Metazoa; Chordata; Actinopteri; Semionotiformes; Lepisosteidae. Gene Ontology annotation, cellular component: mitochondrial large ribosomal subunit; ribosome.